AGAUCAAGGAUGUCGUGAGGCUGUCAUCCAUCGAAGUGGGAAAACCCUAUGGAAGUCUGCAGCGCCUUUGUCACUGCAAAAAGGAGACCAUGGCCCUAGCAUCGUGGUUCAGGUGGAACGAGCCCUACUACAGGCACACCCAGAGGAGCCCUGCAGACACAGUGUCCGAGAUGCUGAUGAUGGAGCUCAACUGGCAGAUCAAACAGGCUGAGAAGCUGCAGCGGGAGCGAGACAUCGAGUACCGCAGGAUCAAAACUGGAGUCGAUUACAGCUGGCUGGUCAGCUAUUCCAAGAACACUUAUGACAUCCCACCAGGGGAGAGACUGGAGCUAGAGAAUGCCUGUGCCAAAAUACACCCCUCUUACUGUGGCCCAGUGAUACUCAGGUUCCGGCAACUUGUGACAGAGUAUGAGCCUGAAGUCCAGGAGGUGUCACAGCUCUUCCAUACCGUUCUUCAGGAUUCUAUUGAAAAGCUCAAGGAGGAGGAAGAGGUUAAGAGGCUGACCAGGCAGUGGAACAGUAAGCGGUCAAUGAGCCUGUCCUUAAUGACCUUCAAAUCCAAAGUGAGGAUAUACCCUUUCAGCAGUGACAUCAUCAAGACAGUUUCUGAGGAUGUGGAGAAGGGUACAAGUGAGGUGAACAAGAGUGUAUGGAGCAUGCCGGAAUUUACGCACUCAAAGGGGUUUUGAUGGGCAUGGGCAUAUCUCCUUUAUGGCAUACUUGCUUCACCUACCUCUCUGUAUCUUUAAUACUUUGUCCAGUACCUUAAAAAUAUAUUUUGUCUAUAUGAUCAUCUUCUUAAGAACCACUUGGUGUUAAAUGGUGACUAAAGCCAUAGUGGUUAGACAAGGAAAUUAGUAAAAGCAUUGAUUGGUUUGAUCUAUGCUUUACUAUUUAUUUACAGUGAUUUACAAUGGUCUUUCAAUGUUUAACCCCAGUUAUUUGUGUUUACCUUGUCUGUUUUUUCAUGUAAUACUACAGUGAACUACUAUAGUAAUGAAAAUGUUGCUAAAGCUAAUGAUAGACUUUUUAAAGCAGUCAUUAGAAGGAGUUGAAAGUCUGACUUUAAGAAGUGGUCUUUUGCUAUAAUAUCAACCUCGGAGUGAACAGAGCUCAGAACUAAAUCAGGUAAAACCUAUUUAUCCAAAGAGAAUAUUAGGGCUUUAUAAACCUUUUUAUUUAAUAAUGUAUUAUGUAUUUAUUUAUUUGUAAUGUGAUAGAAAAGUAAUGGCGUUAAUAGAUACUGGCUUGUGAAUCAGGUAUACAUUAAUGACAAGCAGAUAACAAUCCCUUGCGUUAAUGAGGAGGCAGAAAGUGUGAUCAAUUUAUGUAUUUUGUUUUUAGAAUGUUCUUUUUAAAUAAUCUACAUUUCUAGGUCCUUACAAUCUCAAUGCCAGACAUUUCACAAUUUUGUAUUUAAACAUGAAGCACAUUUUUUUGUUGCCUGGUUAAAGAUGUUUAUGGUUAAAAAGUAUGGUUGGCCAUGCUC
Molecule: messenger RNA, 1489 nt
Organism: Polyodon spathula (Mississippi paddlefish)
Lineage: Eukaryota; Metazoa; Chordata; Actinopteri; Acipenseriformes; Polyodontidae
Product: protein RD3-like
Exons: 3
Coding region: 90-689 (199 amino acids)
Source: RefSeq, a predicted model, not a curated record